Messenger RNA from Nasonia vitripennis (jewel wasp), 940 nucleotides. It is a transcript of the gene amx, whose product is annotated as TM2 domain-containing protein almondex. Bases 126 to 821 code for a protein of 231 amino acids. The record is from RefSeq and is a predicted model, not a curated record. NCBI's taxonomy places the organism in Eukaryota, Metazoa, Arthropoda, Insecta, Hymenoptera, Pteromalidae. The transcript is spliced from 6 exons.
UAGAAAAGGAAACUACUUAACCUUACCUGAUUGCUAGCGUUUGUCAGGUUUAUAUGUUUACUCGCGUACUUUGCUUUUGCUAUCUUCAAAAUUAAUUUAUGCAUAUAUUUAAAUAACAAUCCGGCAUGCACGUCAUUCGAAUUAAUGCAAAAAAUGUGGUAUACAUAAUCUUGGCUAUUUUAUCAACAUCAGUCAGAGAAGCUCAUAUGGGUUAUGAAGAAAGUAUCUCAAAUUAUGCAAUAAAUACAAAUUCGACACCUGCUUAUAACAUUAGAAAGGAACAGUAUGGCACAUGUCCAUCUGGAGGUUUAUGUUCAGAGUUAAGCAUUGAAUGUUUAACAUGUAGUCUCAAUCAAAAUUGUAUUUAUGGUGCUACUUAUAAUGCCAACUGUACUGUUCUAAGCCAAAUUGAUUGUGUGGGCAAAAUCAACUUUGCUAAACCAUAUAUUUGUCGUUAUUGUUAUCAAACUGAGAAGUGGGAACAUGAUUGUCAUCAGAAAAAUUCUUGUAGUUCAGUUGCAUCACCACGGCAAUAUUAUCGCACAAACUGCACAGUAAAAAGUAAUGUACUGUGUUUGGGAAGAAGAAAAUUUUUGAAAAAUUUACCAUGCAAUUGGACAGGUGGUUACAGAUGGUCAACAGCUCUUAUCUUAAGCAUAACAUUGGGAGGUUUUGGAGCAGACAGGUUUUACUUGGGCCACUGGCAAGAAGGCAUAGGUAAACUGUUUAGUUUUGGUGGUCUUGGAGUAUGGACAUUGAUUGAUGUUAUGUUAAUAUCAAUGAGGUAUUUAGGACCUGCUGAUGGUUCAUUGUACAUUUAAUAAAUAGUAUUAACGUUUUUUUUAAAGUUUUGAAAUUAUUUAUAAGCUUGAUUGAUAUUAGUUUAAACUGUAUAUAUUAUUAUUACAAAAUAAAUGUUGAUAUUUUUAUAAAAACAAAA